GUGAGCGCUUCUGCCGUCGCGGAAGUAUGACCGCGUGCCCUUGGCUGAGAGGCUACGUCACCGGAAGUUGUCUUGUGUCGUUUUAUUUAAUCGACUUUCCCAUGUGCCGUUGUGAACCUCGUUGCCUUUCUAAGGAUGCCCCUACACAAGUACGCACCUCGGCUAUGGGAAACGUUAAAACUUAAGAAGGGGAUAUAUGCACGCUUACCCGAACACUACCUGCGCUCACUGCAGGAGACACGGCCUCCUACGCCAGUUCACUGGAAACCUCUAGGGGUUAAAUACAGAUUGAAUCCCAAAACUGGUCUCCGAGAACGUGUGCAAGAUGUACCAAUAGAGGUCUACUACCCCCCCGAGUCACAGAAUGGUCUGUGGGGAGGAGAAGGGUGGGUGUCGGGGUACAAGUAUGCCAACAACGAUAAGCUCUCCACUAGACUGAAGAAAUGCUGGAGGCCUCAGUUGUUUGACAGAAACCUAUACAGCGAAAUUUUGGACCACAAGUUUCGAAUCACAGCUACUAUGCGCACCCUGGACCUUAUUGACGCAGCCUAUGGCUUUGACUUCUAUAUUCUCAAGACCCCAAAAGUUGACCUGAACUCCAAGCUUGGCAUGGACCUGAAGAGGGCAAUGCUACUCCGCUUGGCCCGUAAAGACACAGAGCUGUACCCUGAAGAUCUUGUUCGCAGAGAGAGGAUCUAUGACAAGUACAAGCAGUUCGUGAUCCCUGAGGAGGAGGCUGAGUGGGUCGGUCUGAGUUUGGAGGAGGCCAUGGAGAAGCAGAGGCUUCUGGAGCACAAGGAACCAACGCCGCUGUUCCUCAAGUGUGUGGAUGAUCUUGUGCAUGAAUUUGCUGUUCAGAAGCUCUCUGAACCUAAAGUAGUUGAGAAGUAAUAAAGGCCUGGGACAGUGUGGCUAGGUCAUGUGGCUAGGUCAUGUGGCUAGGUCAUGUGGCUAGGUCAUCAUCCAGCAAGACAUCUUUAUUUCUUCUUUUGGUCCAACAUUUACAGCUGAAUUUACUGGCACCUGCCAUUGAACAUUUCUUCAGUGGAUCUUUUAUUUAUUUAAAAUAAACAAACUGCUUCUCAUUCUGUUAGUGGCUAAGCGCCAAAUGCUUUGUGAUGCUGAAACCAUCUUGGGGUGUGGUGAUUCAAAAUCAUCAAGCCUGUUGCCACACUGACCACUUUUAAAGUUGUAUUUUUUUAUUUAAUUAAAUGAACACCAUGUGCGAAGGUUAUGAGUGCUGA
Molecule: messenger RNA, 1244 nt
Organism: Paramormyrops kingsleyae
Lineage: Eukaryota; Metazoa; Chordata; Actinopteri; Osteoglossiformes; Mormyridae
Gene: mrpl28
Product: mitochondrial ribosomal protein L28
Cellular component (GO): mitochondrial large ribosomal subunit
Molecular function (GO): structural constituent of ribosome
Source: RefSeq, a predicted model, not a curated record